UUUGUUUUGUGAAUCAUUCACCUCGUCGAAACUAUUGCAAUGGGAGACAGGAUUCCUAUUCAAACAAAGUAGCUUUUCACUUACUGGAUUUUGUCAGUCACACUACAUUUACUGAGAAGAGAACUGAGAUACAAACAUGAUCUUGAGGGUCCUGUUACUGAUGCCCCUUUUAAUAGGGUCAUCUCUGGGGAUAUCGGUGACCUGCCCUCAAAAGAAAUAUGUGACCAUCUUGUUCCAGCCCGUGGUAUUGAGAUGCAACUACCAGACCACAGCCACCCAGCCCCCCACCAUCACGUGGCGGUACAAAUCCUUCUGUCAGGACCCUGUGAGCGCGGCCCUCAACCCCAACAGCGUCACCAACCAGAUCGCCAACUCCAACCCCAACUACAACCCCAACACGGAGUGCGCGGACAGCGGGCGCACGAUCCGCAUCGUGGCGUCCAAGCAGGGUAGCAGCGUCACCCUGGGGGAGAUGUACCAGGGUCGCAGGAUCACCAUCACAGGGGAUGCUGAUCUGAGUCUUGAUCAGACUGCCUGGGGUGAUGGUGGAGUUUAUUACUGUUCAGUCGUGUCUGCUCAAGAUCUGACGGGAAACAGCGAGGACUUCACAGAACUCAUAGUCCUGGGGAGGAUGUCAAACUCCACAGAUCUGUUGCCAGGCAUUGAGAUAGUGGGUGUGGAAGACUGGCUGCUGGUGGUGUUGGUGAUCAUGGGGUUCCUCUUGCUGUUGAUGCUGAUUGGGAUCUGCUGGUGCCAGUGCUGCCCCCACACCUGCUGCUGCUACGUCAGCUGCCCCUGCUGCCCCGAGCGCUGCUGCUGCCCCAGAGCCCUGUAUGAAGCUGGGAAAGCCGUCACAUCGGGGGUGCCCAGUAUGUACGCGCCCAGCGUGUAUGCUGCCAGCAACUACUCCCACCCCGGCCAGACCCACAUGGUGCCCGUGGGUUCUGCAUAUCCCAUGGUGCCCAUCGUUCCCAGUCGCAACGGGUACAUGCCAGACUACGAUGGAGCCAGCUCGGUUGGACAUCACUCCCAGGUACCUCUCUUGCAUGACCAAGAUGGUGCGAAUUCUGUGCGCAGUGGGUAUCGAAUUCAGGCAAACCAGGUAGACGACUCAAUGAGGGUCCUUUACUACAUGGAAAAGGAGCUGGCUAACUUUGACCCCACUCGCCCUGGCGAUGCCAAUGGAAAAUAUGAGAAAUUGACGGGAAUGAGCGAGGUGAGCUCUCUUCACGAGCCCGCGGACCCUCGCGCCAACAUGCGCGACGGGAUGGGCCGGGUGCGCAACCAGGCGAUGAUGCCCAUCAUGGACGUGGACGAGAACAUGAGCGUGGUGAGCAGCGUCUCGCGCCACGCUGACCCCCGUUACCGCGACGAUGCCAGCAGCCGUGGAGGGAGGGGCAGAGAUUAUAUUCCCAGCCGGGGACGGGCUCGCUCCAUGGACGACCUUGAUGACCUGGACCGCAGUUACCGUGACGACCACUACAGGGGAGGGCCUGACAGAGGGGGGCGUGGCAACUCUGGUGUUGACCGUGACGAUCGGUGGAGGCGUGACUACUCCCCUGACGACCGUCGCCGAGGGGAUCCCUACGAGAGGCGGAGCCGUAGCCGUGACGACCUGCGAGACCUCGAGAGACGCGGCAGCCCCCCUCCCCGCGGAGGCUACGAUGACGGCUUCCUGGAGGAGGCGCUGAGGAGGAAGCAGCUGCAGAACCAGCCCCGCUCGGGCAGCCGCGACAACCUGGACAGCGCCAGCGACGCCACGUACCGCUCCGGAGGAAACAGGAGGGACCGGCGCAGGAACUCGGACGACGGCUUCCCCACGCCCCCACCCCCGCUAUACACUGACACGGAGUCUCUCGCCUCCUCUAAAGGCAGGGGCAAGGGCAACCUGCGCAAGAAUGGAGCUGUGAGUCGGGAGAGCCUGGUGGUCUGAGAGCGGAAUGUCUUGUGUGUUCUGGAACCCCCUCCUUUUAAUUCUUACUGAAUGCUUCCCUUUGCUGAGAAAUGAGGCCAAACAAAUCCUGAUUAAUCAGCGUUCAACACAAGGCUUCAACUUCCGGCUACUGGUAAAUCAGUACUGUAAUAAACAUAUUCGUCAAGGAAUGUUUUUUUUUUCUUUUUCCAAUAGCUGUUUGGGGUGUCUUUUUAGAGUAAAACAUUUCUUUUUCUAAUGUUAGUUUCAUCGUUUUCGCUGUAUGUGCACACAGACAAAUCACUGUCUGUAAAGCAUCCUGUUCAUCCACUGCCUCUAGUGUGUGAUUUUUCUUAAAAUAUUGUAAACACAUUUAAUAAGUGCAACUAUAAAAAGUCACUGAAGGCAUUAGAUGAACUGUUUCUAUACUGGGCUACAUUUAAUGUAAUAGUUGUUGCAUUUUAUAACCAGACCAAUUACCCCAUGUGUGCAUUCCAACAAUUGAAUCAGAUGGGUCAAAUCUGAAAAUGUGUUUUGUUAGGAUUGGCAGUUGGCAAUUUUUAUAUUCAUAAAACUUGCUCUGAUUCGAAACAAAUAAAUAAAACGACCUAGAGGCAUAUCAGUUGAUUCAAACAGCCGGAAAACAAAUGCAGAUUGGACGUUCUCAGGGGAUCAUGUUGGUAUGGCCUUGUAGGUUUUGUAUGGGGUGCAACAGGAAUGGGAAUGCAGUUUGUAUUGCAGAAGGUGGAUAGUUCAAUUAACCGCUCAUUUUGUGUGAGUGAGGAGAGUUGGUGGUUAAAGAAAGAGGCUUGUUACCAGGAGGUUUCCAGUUCAGCCACUGACUCACUGUGUGUCACGCUGAGCAAGUCGCUUAGCCUCCUUGUGCUUCUAUUAAAAAAAAAAAAGAGAAAUUUUUAUUCUCAAACCUUUUACUGCAUGCAUGAAUCAAAGCUAGCUACCACACUAUUACUGUUACCUGUGUUUUAGUGUAAAUGACUCAUUUUUGUAAAUUUGUACUGUUGUUAGACUCCAUAGCAUAGUUAUUAGUAGUCCAUGGGUUGGAGCCACUCAUUUUGUACAGCAUUGUUGCCCAAUGUAACCCAGAGCUGUCUCUGUGGGAUUUGUUGCUGUGUAAACCACAAUCGAACCCUUACUACCAUAAUUGAAUACAUUGUAAAUAAGUUGUAUGUAGAUUUAAAUUUAGCAGGAGUUAGUUGGUAACAUUGUGUCAGUAAAGAUUAAUAGAAUUUGAUCCUUCGAUAUUUAGAUACUUAUUGACUGUGCAGUUACGACAAUCAGGUGUAUAUGAGUUGAUUUACUGUAAUUGCACACAGUUCACAUGUGACUUGGUGUCCAGCGAGUCAGGCAGUCUCCUCUAUUAGGAUAAGCUCUGUUUUAAAUGGUGCUGAAGCCCCCUCUAUUCUCUGCAUUGCAAAUCAAAAUGAACUGAAUUCACUCCUGUUUGCUUAGACCAGGGGUGUCAAACUCCAGGCCUUGAGGUUUUCAUUCCAACUUGACAUCUCAAUUAACAUAAUUGAUCUAAUUAUUUGUUGAAUUUGACAUAUUUAAUAUUUUUCAAGGUCUUUUUCAGUUGAUGGUUUUAAAAAUGCACUUGAUUUCAAGGUAAUCUAAUAAUUAGACCAAUUAAGUAAUUGAGAGCUUGGGUGGAACGAAAGCCAGAAGACACUGCGGCCUUCCAGGAACUGAGUUUGACACCCCUGGCUUAGAGAAUUCAGAGAGACAACCAACAUUGCCACUUAAGCCUGUAUUGCCUGACUUCUCAGACACCCUGUGAUUGGCUGAGAGCAGGAACUCAUUCAUGAGCAGACCUGUUUGCAGCCAAUAGGAUUGAAGUGAGACGUUAAUGCUGGUAAAAAUCAUUCAUGUGAUUUCCUAAACCAUGAGUUACAUGUGUAAUGAAAUGCUUUAAGAUAAUACCUCUUUUUUUAUUUUUAUAAUUGCUUUUGGUUUAAAUAGGCUUUUUAAAAAUAUUGGCAACCUUUUUUAAGACAAGAUUCUCUUGUAUUGACAUUUCAUUUUGCAUUUUUUUUAUUGUAAAUGUCAAUUAUGUACAGUUUACUAACUAUGCAUCAGAUUUGAAAUUGUUGUAAAUAAGAAGAAUCUACCACAAUGUACGCAAAAUAUGUAUCUGUAUUGAUUUUGGUAAUGUGAAGCAUAAACUCUAUUUUUUAAAAGUGUAAGCAACA
Messenger RNA from Acipenser ruthenus (sterlet), 4119 nucleotides. RefSeq names its product lipolysis-stimulated lipoprotein receptor-like. Bases 137 to 1933 code for a protein of 598 amino acids. Gene Ontology annotation, cellular component: tricellular tight junction; plasma membrane. The record is from RefSeq and is a predicted model, not a curated record. The transcript is spliced from 11 exons. Gene Ontology annotation, biological process: tricellular tight junction assembly; establishment of blood-brain barrier. NCBI's taxonomy places the organism in Eukaryota, Metazoa, Chordata, Actinopteri, Acipenseriformes, Acipenseridae.